AUGCAGAACAGAAGCUCAUCAGGCCCAGCUCUGUCGCUCCUAAGUCCCAUCGGCUAUCAGUGCGGCGAUUGUGGCUAUUGCAAAGCCGAAGAUUCAAGUMARCGAACUCCUCGAUCCCGUGCAAGCUAUUAUGCACGAUCCAAGGUUCUCAGCCCAGAGCAUUACCAAACUCUCAUGGAUCGAGGAUGGAGAAGAUCAGGAAGCCUGCUCUAUCUCCCAGACGCCUCUAGAUCCUGCUGUCCGCACUAUACAAUCCGCCUCGCAGCAUCACAAUUCAAGCCCACACGCGAUCAACGCCAGGCCUUGUAUCGUUGGAAUCGAUAUGUGCUCGGGGAGAAGUACAUCAAAGAAGCCAGCAUAAAAUUCCCCAAAACAAAAGAAGAAAAGAAACGCCUCAACACCGAAUUCGACCUCCUAUCCACAAUCCACGAAAGCGAAAUCCCCAAUCUCCGCCCAGGCCUCAUUCCAGACCAUCGUUUUGAAAUAACCCUCGAACCGGACACCUUCACAGAAGAAAAGUUCGCCCUCUUCUCCAACUACCAACGCACCGUGCACCACGAAUCAGAAAGCGAGAUUUCUCGUCCCGGAUUCAAACGCUUCCUCUGCUCCUCAGCCAUAAAGAGUCGAACUGAACCCAAUGGCAAACAACUCGGAAGCUUCCACCAAUGCUACCGCCUAGAUGGCCGAUUGAUCGCCAUGGCAGUCCUAGAUCUUCUUCCUCAUGCCGUCAGUGGCGUCUACUUCAUCUACCACUCCGAUUUCGAGAAAUGGUCUUUUGGCAAGCUUUCUGCAUGCAGAGAAGCUGGACUGGCGAUCGAGGGCGGGUAUGAGUACUAUUACAUGGGGUAUUACAUUCACAGUUGUAAGAAGAUGCGGUAUAAAGGAGAUUUUAAACCGCAGGAAGUUCUUGACAAUGUCAGUUUGGAGUGGAAUCCUCUAGAUGAGGAGGUGAAGGGGUUGAUGGAGAGGAGGAAGUUUGCUAGUAUGUCGGAGGAACGGAAGAGGAAGGCGCUGAAGGAGGAGGGAGGCGGUGGUGGUGAUGAUGUUGACGAGAUUCUACACCCUCUGCCGCAUGACGCGAUGGAAUCCGGACUUUCACUGCUGCAAUUGGGAAUGCCUGGUGUCAUGUCUCUUGAAGGUAUCAAAGAGGAGAUUGAUCUUGAUGCGAUGAAGAUUCAUCCUGGUCAGGGCAAAGUGCAUCUCGCGACGAACAUCACAGUAUGGGAUGAUGGCGACGAAAUGGACCGCUCGACAUUAAAAGGUCUAUUCGCAGAGUUCGCGGCAGUUCUGGGACCCACGCUUGCAACUGAAGUUGUUGUUGACUUUAGCUGA
Ramularia collo-cygni is the source of this 1332-nucleotide messenger RNA. Its product is annotated as related to arginine-tRNA-protein transferase. The transcript is spliced from 5 exons. Gene Ontology annotation, biological process: protein arginylation. Lineage: Eukaryota; Fungi; Ascomycota; Dothideomycetes; Mycosphaerellales; Mycosphaerellaceae. Gene Ontology annotation, molecular function: arginyl-tRNA--protein transferase activity. The record is from RefSeq and is a predicted model, not a curated record. Gene Ontology annotation, cellular component: cytoplasm. The coding region runs from base 1 to 1332 and encodes 443 amino acids.